GUACGGCCGAGUGAACAGCUCGUCUGCCUCGCAGGCUGUUCCCACUCUGCCGUCCUCGGUCGACGAGGUACCACCGAGGGACUCGCCAGUCAAAUCUGCCGGAAAUCAAACUAACGAGCUCUGACAGGAAGCAACAUGCUACCUGCUGGGAACACGGCCAACACUUUCCUGGGUUUCUCCCUGAAACGCCUCACAGACUUUAACCCUCCCGCCGUGCUGUCGACAUGGAUCUGGUGUUUCCCGUCAGAGGUUUCAUCCUGGUAAUGAGUCGUCUGUGGUGGAGGACAGUCUGACUGAACUUCAAACCAAAGACCUUAAAACCACAGAUCACAGGCCGGGUCCGUGCCUGUCAGCAGUGGUGUGAAGACGGACAACAGAUAAAAGCCUGAAACCACUGACAUUCAGAUCUGUCCAAACCAGAUGAAUAUGAAGUGAACAUUUUCAGGUCAAUUUGACAUUAUGCCUGUCCGUGUGCUGUCAGAGGGUACGGUGCCAGGCGCCCACGUACCAACACACCUCACCAGGAUUCCCAUCACGCUCAUCAGCACCAGCACUGACUACGCCAACAAAACUGUCGAGGGAAAAGUGGUUCGAAAAGGUCCACUGGUGUCGUUAGCGGCUGACAACUUCAUCCUGAAAGCUGUCAUCCAAGAAGAAGAUUCCCAACCAAACACGUCGUCUCAGCACCCAUCCAUUAAUGUCGUAUUGAUGGGAGCGCUGGCCAAUGACUUCAAUGUAGCUGUCAAUCAAGGGGAUGUGGUGGUGGCCUCUGGCUUCACUGUGGGCAAAUCCCCCACAGUUCAUAAGGACAAGUUGCACACCUUUAACCUGCUGCUGUCAGGAGACAACGCCUGUAUUUAUGUGUCCCGACUGCCACCUCCUCCUGACCCCAGAUCCCUACCGGCCGUCAAGAGGAGCUCUCCACUCUCCGCUGAGGCUUCCAGGACGACCAAGGCUCCAAAAUACACCUACGUCCGACUGGGUGACCUGAAGGCUGGAUCUGUAGUGAACGUGUACGGAGUGGUGGUCUUCUUCAAACAGCCAUUCAAGAGCCGUGGCACAGACUUCUGCUCCAGCCUGAAGAUUACUGAUCAGUCCAACCAGAAGAUUGGCUGCACCAUCUUCUGUGAGAAGCUGGAGGACCAUCCAAAAAUCUUUCAAAUCGGAGACAUUGUCCGCAUGCACAGAGUCAAGACUCAGUUCUUCAAUGACUCCAUCACGCUGGUCAACACCUUCGGUUUCUCAGUGGUGACGUUUGAUGGGGUGGCAGGCAGCGCCAUGGAUCCACGGACCUCCAGCCGCUCCUUCCACUUGGACCAGGAGGACCGUCAGACUGUGGAGGAGCUGCGAUCCUGGGCCGCCAGCCAGACUAUCCUCCCUCCAGUUCCCUCAUCCCCUCUUUCUGCUGUUCAGCCCAAAGCUUAUUUCGACCUGACGUGCCAGCUGCUGGCCAAAGCUCCCAUCGACACCACCUGCACCCUGCUGAAGGUGUGGGAUGGGACCCGGUGUCCUCACACUCUGCUGAAAGUGAUAGUUGAGCCGAACGCCAUAGAGGGGCCGACCUCCUUCUCUACAGAGAUAGAGAACCUCAUCGCUAACGUCCUCGUCUACGACAACCACGUGGAGUUCGCCAGGCAGCUGAAGCCUGGAGACUUCCUGAGGAUCUACAACCUAAGAGCGAUCCCAGGAUCCAGUAAGGUGCCUGGCCUCACCAGCAGCCAGUCAGAGGAGGUGGAUCACCUGGCUUUUCACCUGCAUGGGGGGACGGCAUACGGCAGGGGGAUCCGGGUUCUUCCAGAAAACAGCCCCGACGUGCUAGAGCUCAAGAGAGUCAUUGAGGCUUUGCCGGAGGAUGGCGAGCUGAAUGACUCAGCAAUGUUGGAAAUCUGGAGCACUCCACCAGAGUCUCUGGAUGGUGAAACAGUGGAUUGCAUCACAGAGAGAAGCUGUGGUCACGACAUACAGUCGGUGACGCUGUCCGAGCUGAAGCAGUGCGAUCCGGGUCGAGUUCACCACGUCAGAGUCCAGCUGAGAUCCUACGAGCCCCGCAGACUCCACCAGGCUCUGAAGCUCUACUGCAGCAAGUGUACAUCUAUACAGGACGUCCCAGAUGAUGAACUGGUGGCCAGUCUCUUCUCUGAGGCGUCCAAGGACCCUGGACCCUGCAGCCCCCCACCGUGGGCAUUCUCUGGGUGGGUCGACAUCCCCGGAGAUUCCCCAGGAUCCUCAAAGCGAGCUCUGAGUGUUCACCUGUCCACCCAACUCAUGUCUGAGGGCAAAACCAAGGAGCUCAUCUUCCUCAUGGGUUCGACUCUGGAGGAAACAUGUCGACUAACGUCAGGCUACCAGAACAUUGUCCCUGUGAGGGCGUCAGGAGGUCACAUGGCUCUGCUCGACCUGUCUGCACCUUUCCUGUUCAGAGGCAGGAAGAGAUACUACGGGUGUAGGCAGUGCUCUGAGGCUGCAGCGAGGGAACCGUGUGCUGAAGGAGUCGAGCUGAUCGAUGAGAAGAUCAUUGCAGAAGCUCUCGGGGUUCAGCUGCUGCAGUUCGUCCUGCUGAUGAAACUCGAGCUGCAGGACGGCACUGACACGCUGGAGGCCUUCCUGUGGAGAGACGCCGAGUCUUUCUUCAGGGUGUCUGCAGAGGACGUAGCAGCCAAUCAGGAGGCUCAGAACAGCAUCCGUCAAACAAUGGACUCCCUCUGUCCAGCAGGGGGCAGCACUGGUGAGUGUCCGUGGCUGGAUUUGUGCCUGACGGUAUACCGAGCAGAGGACGACGGGGGACAGAACCAAACCUGCUACCAGAUCUGCCACACCACCAUCACCAAAACCCCUUCCACGCAGUCCGACCCCGCCCCCGCCUGAACCACCUGCUGAUCACAGGUCACCAGUAAACCUACCCUGCAAAAAGAACAACUGUUUUUGUUCACUUCCUCUGUUGUUUUUAUUUGUAUUUAUUGUGUAAAACUAAAUAAAUGUACAGAAAAUGUUACUGCAAAAAUGUACAGGACUAGUGACUGACAUGUGAGUGUAUUUUUAAAACCUCUGCUGUUUCCAGUGCAGUAAACAGAGCCUUUGUAUGACUUUCAAAAUAAAAUAAAUGACUUUGACUGAG
Messenger RNA from Dicentrarchus labrax (European seabass), 3115 nucleotides. It is a transcript of the gene pot1, whose product is annotated as protection of telomeres 1 homolog. Bases 460 to 2865 code for a protein of 801 amino acids. The transcript is spliced from 20 exons. The record is from RefSeq and is a predicted model, not a curated record. Gene Ontology annotation, cellular component: chromosome, telomeric region; nuclear telomere cap complex. Gene Ontology annotation, biological process: telomere capping; regulation of telomere maintenance via telomerase. Lineage: Eukaryota; Metazoa; Chordata; Actinopteri; Moronidae. Gene Ontology annotation, molecular function: telomerase inhibitor activity; G-rich strand telomeric DNA binding.